AUGUCGCAAACAGAGACUGCAAGCGAACCUGUACAAGUAUCCAACAAAUACGACUCAACUCAAAUCAAAAACGCUGUUGAUGAUGAACUUUCUCGAUAUUUUUCAGAGGACCAGCAGUUUGUUCAAUCCCAUAUCCAUACAGACAUCAAGCUACUGCUAGGAUACGUGUCAUGCUUCAUUGCAGGAGGAUCAUUUUUAUACGAGUACAAGACGAGUUUUAACGAUGCGCUUACUGUAACCACUGUAUGUGUUGUGAUUUACUGGGUGAUUCAGGCCAUCUCUUUUGCAUAUGGCUACCUUGUUGAGAAGGACGAGCUUUUUAUUGGUACCAAGAAGGUGGAUGGAAAGGCUACAUCGACAUUGAAGAUUUCAGGAAAGAUUGAUAAAUAUUCACCCAUCUAUCAACUCUGCCUCAACUACACUGAUAUUAGCACUGGAAAGACCGUUUCGCAUAAAAUUGAACCUAAUGUAACAACUUGGUUCGAUACUAAAGGCGUUCUUGUCAAGCAAACUAUGGAUUCAGAAUUGAACUCUUAUUUAUCAACGCUGGUACAAAAGUUACAUCAAGAAUAG
Mucor velutinosus is the source of this 573-nucleotide messenger RNA. RefSeq lists its product as uncharacterized. Lineage: Eukaryota; Fungi; Mucoromycota; Mucoromycetes; Mucorales; Mucoraceae. The transcript is spliced from 4 exons. Gene Ontology annotation, biological process: protein targeting to ER. Bases 1 to 573 code for a protein of 190 amino acids. The record is from RefSeq and is a predicted model, not a curated record. Gene Ontology annotation, cellular component: signal peptidase complex; membrane.